UGCUCCUUCACGGCUGGGAGCCAUGCCCGUCGGCUCAGCGUGCACGGGUCUCCAUGAAACCCUGGCUCUGCUCACCUCUCAGCUCCACCCCGACGCAAACCCCGACCAGGACCUGCUCUUCCUCCAGGACGUGUUCUCAGAGAGAAGCAUUGCUUACCUCAUGAAGAUUCAUGGUAAGCUGAAGCUGUAUGAGAAGCAAAGCCCGGUGCCGGUCCUCCACAAUGCCUCCUGUCUGGUGGAGGACCUGGCGGACGAGCUGCACUGCGGACCCAUGGAGAGUGAUGAGAGAGAGCUGCUCUACCUUCUGAACACGCCCCACCUUAAGGCGGUCCUGGCCACCCAUGACACGGUGGCCCAGAAGAGCUUCGACCCGGUGCUGCCCCCGCUGCCCGAGGACCUGGAGGAGGAGCUGGAGGAGGAGUCGGUGAAGAUCGUCCGUCUGGUGAAGAACAAGGAGCCCCUGGGAGCUACGAUACGGAGGGACGAGGUGACGGGCGCGGUCAUCGUGGCACGCAUCAUGAGGGGAGGGGCUGCCGACCGCAGCGGUCUGGUUCAUGUCGGAGAUGAGCUUAGGGAGGUCAAUGGCAAUCUGAUUAUCCACAAACGGCCGGAUGAAAUCAGUCAGAUUCUGUCUCAGUCCCAGGGGUCUAUCACCCUCAAGAUCAUUCCGGCUACCGCAGAAGAAGACAAACUGAAAGAGAGUCGGGUGUACCUGCGGGCUCUGUUUGACUACACCCCCUUCGAGGACAAGGCCACGCCCUGCCAGGAGGCGGGACUUCCUUUCAGACGAGGGGACGUCCUGCAGGUGGUGAGCCAGGACGACGCCAUCUGGUGGCAGGCCAAGAAGGUGGGCGACCCCAGCCUGCGGGCCGCCCUGGUCCCCUCGGCCCAGUUCCAGGAGCGGCGGCUGAGGUACAGGAGGAAGAUGGGCACCUACCCGACGGCCGUCUCCCCAAAGAUAGCCCCAUGCGUCCGUGCUGAUAAAGAAGACUGUGACAGUGACCGGGGUCAGGACAUAGCUGUAGUUUCUCCCACCAAUAAGGCCUCCGUCUCCUGCGGCAAUGCCUUCUCAUGGGAUUUUUACUCAGCCGGCCUGCGGAGGAGCUUCCGUCUCAAGAGGGACCGACAGGGGGGCUCCCCGGUAGACCCCCGCUCGCCCGAUGCCCACACAGACUUCCUGAUCUACGAGGAAGUGACGCGGUACCAGCCGCGGCGCGGGGAACGGGCGCGGCUCAUCGUGCUAAUCGGAUCCCUCGGGGCCCGGAUCAAUGAGCUCAAGCAGAAGGUUAUAGCGGAGAACCCCAGACAUUACGGUCUGGCUGUGCCUCACACAACGCGGGCGAGGAAGAGCCAGGAGCGUGAGGGCGUAGAGUACCACUUCAUCACCAAGGCCGCCUUCGAGCUCGACGUGCAGAACAACAAGUUCAUCGAGUUUGGCGAGUACAAGGACAACCUUUACGGCACCAGCCUGGAAUCCAUCCGCAGCGUGCUGGACCGCAGCAAAGUUUGCCUGGUGGACGUGCAUGCCGAAGCGCUGAAAAGCCUUCGCACGGCCGAGUUCAGGCCCUACGUGGUGUUUGUGAGGCCGCGGGUUCCCAGCAGCCACUGCAGGCGUCUGGGCUCCACCUCCUCGCUAAGCACCACCAUCACGGAGGAGGACCUGGAGGAGAUGAGGCAGUCGGCUGAGCAGAUGGACGAUCUCCACGGCCACUGGGUGGACUACGUCCUGGUGAAGGAGGAGCCCGCCGGGGCCUUGCUGGAGCUGCAGGGCCUGCUGGAGCGGGUAACGACCGAGCCCCACUGGGUCCCCGUCUCCUGGGUCAGGACCUAGA
Molecule: messenger RNA, 1832 nt
Organism: Gadus chalcogrammus (walleye pollock)
Lineage: Eukaryota; Metazoa; Chordata; Actinopteri; Gadiformes; Gadidae
Product: MAGUK p55 subfamily member 3-like
Exons: 19
Coding region: 23-1831 (602 amino acids)
Cellular component (GO): cell-cell junction; plasma membrane
Molecular function (GO): protein binding
Source: RefSeq, a predicted model, not a curated record